AUGCGAUCAUUUAUAUCUAAAAAUAGAGUAGUCUUCUUAACUUCAAUAGGAGUAGUAGGUUUUUGGUAAAUGUUUAUUGAAUAUUUCAUAGUGCAUACUAUAUGAAAAUGAGCUUUAAAGAGAAAUAUAAUGUAGAGAAAUUAUUUAGAAAACAUGAUUAACAUCAAUAUUUAGAUAAAUAUGAUAGAUCUAUAGAUUAGAAAUUAAAAACUAACAAUGAUAUUAAAAUUAGAUAUAUUGGUGAUCAUUUUUUAGAGGCUAAAUUAUUAAUUAAGAUAUAUGGCAAAUAAUUAGAUAUUGCAGGAGAUGCUUUUCGUUAAUUGAGUAAGUUAAAUUGGAUUCUGAGAAGAAAUUUGAUGAGAUAAAAUUAAUAAUCAUAUGUUGAUUGUAUUGUCUAAUUUAUCAUGGAUGUUGAAAAUAUCUUAGAUUAGGCAUUAAUAAGAUCAUUAUAUGAAUUAGAUGUACCAAAAGAGAAAUUUGAAGAGAGUGUACUUGCGAGAAUGGAUCAAGAAUAUUUUUAACAUUUAUAUAUGUUCAAAACUAGUGUAAAGUAAAAGAUCAAAGAGAAAAUUAAAUUAACUAAGAAAAUAAGUUUAAGAAAAAUGAAGGACAUUAUUCAAUUUAGUGUACAGAUGCUCAAGAAUUUCCCUUAAGAAUAUCAAGAUAUUCUACAUCAAAUUAUAUAAUAAAAAGAUUAUAGAAAUAGAUUUAAAAAAAUUUGAUGUUGAUACCAACUCUUAUCAACUUAAUUAUAUAAGAUAAGAUUUAUUCUUAAUUUGGAGUUGAAGAAGAGGAUUAGACAGCAAGUCUAAAGAAUGUAUAAGGUGAUAAAGAAAUUCAGAAUCUUUUAAAAAGAGGUUAAAUAGAAAUGAGUAGAUUAUUAAAAAAAAUAAAGAAUUAAAUUCCUAAGAAUUUAGAAAAUGUUUUUUGA
This is a messenger RNA of Paramecium primaurelia, 931 nucleotides long. Lineage: Eukaryota; Ciliophora; Oligohymenophorea; Peniculida; Parameciidae. The record is from the annotation of a GenBank genome assembly.